UCCAACCACAGUCAUCUUUUUUUAUACCUAGUGGAGCUCCAGAAUUUCAAUCGUCUGAGUCUCAUCCCUACCAACCCCACCGAUGGCUCCCCCAACCCUGAUCUUCGGUCUGUUGGCUCUCUUGCUGGUCUCUUCCUCGCUUGGCAGCUCUGUAGACGCGCCCUUCAUCUUGGCCCACAAGAAGGCCUCCCUCACCAGGCUCAAAUCCGGCGCCGAACGCGUCUCCGUCUCUAUCGACAUCUACAAUCAAGGAUCCUCGACUGCAUAUGAUGUAAGCCUUACUGAUGGUAGCUGGCCUGAAAAUGUAUUUGAUGUUGUCAGUGGUAACACUUCAAUGUCAUGGGAAAGGCUUGAUGCUGGUGGUCUUCUAACUCACUCUUUUGAGUUGGAGGCCAAAGCAAAAGGAUUGUUCUACAGUGCUCCGGCUGUCAUUACAUUUCGCAUCCCCACCAAGGCUGUCCUUCAGGAGGCAUAUUCGACUCCAAUCUUGCCUUUAGAUGUUCUUGCAGAUAGACCUCCCGAGAAGAAGUUUGAGUGGGCUAAGAGGUUGCUGGCAAAAUACGGGUCUCUAGUUUCUGUGAUCUCCAUUAUGGUCCUGUUUGUGUACCUGAUCAGUACUCCAUCUAAAUCCAGUGCUGCGAAAGGAAGCAAAAAGAAGCGCUAAAUAUGAAGAUUGGAUUGUAGUUAAUAGCUUUUGAGGCCAAGGCAUGCGCCUCUAUUGCCAUUGUGCGUUUUAGUUUUGGUUUUUCUUCUUCUUAUUCGCAUUGCCGUUGAGUUAGGACAUUUGUUGGGAAUCUCUAAACGAACUAGGAUUUUGAGGCACAUAGCAGCUAUGCAGACAGCGGUUAAGUUAUCUUGGACACUGAAAACGAAUAGCAAUCAUGGUUCCUUUGGGCGUUGUUUUAGAUUAAUCGUAUUGACAUGAUGUAAGCUGCGUUGACAGUGCUAGAAGUUAUGUUGGGAAAGUGGGACCGUUGGGCAAGUAUAGUUGUGUCUAAGGGAUUGCCACGUCACAAGCAGGGCCAUGUAAUUUUUCAUGGUUAGAAGGUAGGGUGCAUCUUAUUCCCACCAGUACCAAUAUAAAGUCCCAAAGCAGCUACCGCAUCAAUGAUGACAAUAAAAUUUAACUAUGUCUUUAUGA
Messenger RNA from Juglans regia (Persian walnut), 1141 nucleotides. Its product is annotated as translocon-associated protein subunit beta-like. Bases 83 to 664 code for a protein of 193 amino acids. NCBI's taxonomy places the organism in Eukaryota, Viridiplantae, Streptophyta, Magnoliopsida, Fagales, Juglandaceae. The transcript is spliced from 6 exons. The record is from RefSeq and is a predicted model, not a curated record. Gene Ontology annotation, cellular component: endoplasmic reticulum.